GCGAGUCCCCACGUGUUGAACGUUGAUUGUCAACAAUCUAAGGCGCCAAACGUAUUGUUUGAUCCUUCAACGGCAGUUAGGCAUCAAACGAUUUUCAUUACCAAAAGAAAAAAAAAUAAAAUCCCAGGCAUUUGCUUCUUAUAUAUAAGUUCCAACAGUUUGGUUGCAUCCAUUUCCAACAUUCGAAUCUAUUUCUUGAUGAGUUUCAUUGUUCAUUUCAAAACCUUAGUUUCUUCCUUGAAAACCCUCAAAACUGAUUUAGUUUCUUCCUUGAAAACUCUCAAAACUGAUCAAAAGAACUAAUGGGAUACUGCAAGUUUUCUAAGUUCGAUUUGCUUUCCUUGAUCAUAGUUUUCUAUGUUGCACAUUCUGAAAACGAUGCUCAAAUCUUGAAUGAUCGUGCUUCACUUCUGUCGUUCAUGGCGGGCAUCGCUUACGACCCUGGGAACUCCUUAGAAAGCUGGAACGCCUCUGAUAUUCCGGUCUGCAAAUGGGCAGGUGUAGUGUGUGCAAUGAAUAGGAAUAGAGUGGUGGAGCUUAAUUUAAGUCACAAGUCGCUCCAUGGUUCUAUUUCACCAGCUCUUUUCAACCUUUCAGAGCUAAAAGUUCUUGAUUUGUCUGGAAACUUCUUGCAAGGCCGGAUUCCAGCUGAGCUAGGUUCUCUUUACCAGCUCAGAGGUCUCAGCUUAUCAUCCAAUCUUCUUGAUGGGGAGAUUCCAGCUGAAGUGGGAUUUCUAAAGCAAUUAGAAUAUCUUGAUCUUGGAAGUAACAAACUGGUUGGUGAAAUUCCUGUAUCACUUUUCUGUAAUGGUUCAGCUUCUUUAGAGUAUUUAGACCUUUCCAACAACUCACUUAGUGGUAAAGUUCCUUUGAAGAGUCAAUGUGAGCUUAGAAACCUUAGGUAUCUCCUUCUUUGGUCGAACCGUUUUGUGGGGGAAGUCCCUUUAGCCCUUUCAAACUCUUCAAAAUUGGAGUGGCUUGAACUAGGGUCGAAUCUGCUAACGGGAGAGUUACCUUCCAAGAUUUUGACAAAAAUGCCGUAUUUGAAGAUCCUGUACUUGUCCCACAACCUCUUCUCGAGUCAUAACGGUAACACUGACCUCAAACCUUUUUUUGCAUCCUUAGUUAAUUCCUCUAACUUGGAAGAAAUUGAGUUGGCUGGAAAUUACCUUGGAGGAGAGUUGCCUUCUAUUAUUGGUGAUCUCUCCACUCUUGUAGAGAUUAAUCUUGAUACUAAUCUUAUUUAUGGUUCAAUACCCCCACAAAUAGCAAAUCUUGUCAAUCUUACACUCUUGAACUUGUCUAGCAAUCUCUUGAAUGGCUCAAUACCUUCUGAACUAUGCCGAAUGGGACGACUAGAGAGGCUUUAUUUAUCGAAUAAUUCACUCUCCGGUCACAUUCCAUCAGCUUUUGGCAAUAUGCCCCAUUUAGGCCUUCUAGAUUUGUCGAGAAACAAGCUCUCUGGUACGAUCCCUGAUAGCUUUGCUAACCUCCUGCAGCUCAGAAGACUUCUGCUGUAUGAGAACCAGCUCUCGGGAACCAUUCCGCCGAGCCUUGGAAAAUGCACAAACCUGGAAAUUCUUGACCUUUCCUACAAUAAGAUUUCAGGGACAAUUCCAGGCGAAGUUGCUGGUUUGAGUAGUUUGAAGUUGUAUUUGAACUUAUCCAGCAAUUAUCUCCAUGGGCCUAUCCCAUUGGAGCUGAGCAAAAUGAAUAUGGUUCUAGCCAUUGAUCUAUCGUCGAACAAUCUGUCAGAUUCAUUGCCUUCACAACUUGGAAGCUGUAUUGCUCUAGAGUACCUCAAUUUAUCACACAAUGUUUUGGAAGGACAAUUUCCAGUAAAAAUAGGAAACUUACCAUACCUCAGAGAACUUGAUGUUUCCUUUAAUCGGUUAAGUGGGGAGAUCCCACAAUCUCUUCAGGCAUCAUCAACUCUGACACUGCUCAACUUUUCCUACAACAACUUCUAUGGAAACAUAACUAACAAGGGAGCAUUUUCAUCUCUAACAGUUAAUUCUUUCCUGGGAAACGAGGGGCUUUGUGGUUCCAUUAAGGGUCUGAAAGACUGCCACAAAAAACGGGCUCGCCACUUCUUGAUCGCAAUUCUCCUUUCAUUACUAAUCACUCCCAUUUUCUGUAUAGUGGGAUAUCCUCUAGUACUAAGAUCAAAGUUCAAAAGGCAAUUGCCAAUCUCUAAAGGUAAGGCCAUAAUUAAAGACGAGGGAGAAGCCAGAGAAGAGAUAAAAUACCCAAGAAUCUCUCGUCGACAGCUUAUUGAAGCUACCAGAGGAUUCAGCGGCUCAAGCCUAAUUGGAUCAGGCAGAUUUGGCCACGUUUACAAGGGAGUUCUUCGAGAUAACACAAGGAUAGCUGUUAAAGUGCUGCAUUCUAAAGCAGCUGGAGAAAUUUCAGGGAGCUUUAAGAGGGAAUGCCAAGUCUUGAAAAGAACCAGGCAUAGAAAUUUGAUCAGGAUCAUAACAACAUGCAGCAGACCAGAUUUUAAGGCCCUCGUUCUUCCCUUGAUGCCAAAUGGAAGCCUUGAGGAUCACCUUUAUCCUAGCCAUGGAUUAAAAAAUGGCCUGGAUCUCGUUCAGCUGGUGAGGAUUUGCAGUGAUGUUGCAGAAGGAAUGGCCUAUCUGCAUCACUAUUCUCCGGUCAAAGUGGUGCAUUGUGACCUUAAACCAAGCAAUAUUCUCCUCGACGAUGAUAUGACAGCUUUGGUCACUGAUUUUGGCAUUGCGAGACUGGUAAAAGGUGCGGAUGGUUUUCUGGAUGAUUCAGCAUCCUAUGGCUCUACAGAUGGCUUGCUAUGCGGCUCAGUUGGUUAUAUCGCUCCGGAAUAUGGAAUGGGAAAGCAUGCUUCACCACAAGGCGAUGUCUAUAGCUUUGGGGUUCUUUUAUUAGAGAUGGUAACAGGGAAACGCCCCACAGACGUACUUUUCCAAGAAGGUUCAAGCUCGCACGAAUGGGUUAAGAGUCGAUAUCCGAACAAGCUUGAGCCAAUUGUUGAAGAAGCCAUGGUGAGAUAUGCGCCACGUGCCCUGGUUCCUUACGACAGGAAGAUAUGGACCGACGUUAUCUUAGAACUGAUAGAACUCGGCCUAAUCUGCACGCAGUACAAUCCAUCCACCCGGCCAACUAUGCUGGAUGUAGCUCAUGAAAUCAGCCUUCUGAAGCAGUAUCUUUGUACUCCCUCAACCUUACUCAUUGAACAAUCUUCAACAAAUUAAGCGAUUGAUCAUUUUUCAACACCUUUAUGGGCAGCAGCGAGAACAUUCUGAUAGAUGAUUAUGCUUUUUCCCCUAUUCUUUCUUUUUUUUUUUUUUUCCAUCAGAAUUUCAAUACAAAUUUGAAACACAUUAAGAAAUUAAGGAAAAGAAAACAAACACAAUAUACAUAAUUUUGGGAAAAAUGCAAUUUACCUCACGAGAAAUGAGCAAAAAAACCCCAACCCACUUUAUUUUAAAAAAUGAAGCAAAUUUAUUUAAACCAUUUGACAGGCGA
Molecule: messenger RNA, 3504 nt
Organism: Sesamum indicum (sesame)
Lineage: Eukaryota; Viridiplantae; Streptophyta; Magnoliopsida; Lamiales; Pedaliaceae
Product: putative leucine-rich repeat receptor-like serine/threonine-protein kinase At2g24130
Biological process (GO): protein phosphorylation
Molecular function (GO): ATP binding; protein kinase activity; protein binding
Source: RefSeq, a predicted model, not a curated record